This is a messenger RNA of Darwinula stevensoni, 3228 nucleotides long. Lineage: Eukaryota; Metazoa; Arthropoda; Ostracoda; Podocopida; Darwinulidae. The record is from the annotation of a GenBank genome assembly.
AUGAAGUCGUGUUGCAUUUGUAAGAUGGGAGAUCUAGUCACACAGUUGCGUGAAAUCGUGGCCAUAGCGAGGAACAUCCGAGAAAGUAUCAGAUUCAAAGCAGCAACCCAGUCCAUCACAGCUUUUGAAGGCGUCAUAGAAGAAGCACUGCAACGCCUGGGUCAAGACUCAUCCCUCGCAGCCACGUUCUACAGUCCUCUAUUCAAUUCCAAUCAGCUUCAAGCUUGGUUGAGGACGAAGGAUAUCGAAGCCAGAAAUGCUGAUAUUCUUGUGCAAAAUUUCUUGGAGGCGGGUGUAGAAAUUCGAAAUGCAUCACUUGCAUUCCAAGGCAACGAAGGCGCGCCCGUAAUUUGCUUCUUCUUUAGAGCAUCUGAUUAUGCAGAUCCCUUCCUUGCUAGCCUGAAAAAGUGUCUGGGGUUCAGCCAAGAAGCAGCCCUCUCCAUACCAGUGCCUUCGGUAUAUGGGUCUCCCGGACAACUGCAACAAUUGUUCGAAUACCAACGCCUAUUUCUCUAUUAUGCAAGAGCUCGUGGGAACCCUGCUAUACAAUUUGUUGCGGCAGAAGGGGCUGAAGUCGAAGCCUGGACGAUCGUGCUAAGAGAAUCUAGAGGAACUACUUCACAAGUAUUUAUCCCUCCAGGAGAGCCUUUUGAUGUAAGGGUUCAGGUUUCGCCUGAUGGAACUGGCAUUGAAGUGCAUUGGAAAUGGCCAUUCAUUGGAGGGAACUACCUCAGUGGGUUCCUCGUCUGGUCCAAGGCUGAGAGCGAUCCGCCAGAGAGUUGGAAAUAUAUCCUACAUCCUUCGUCGCCAAGCAGAUUCCCAUUGCCAGUUCCUGGACGAAGGUAUUUAUUCAAGGUGAGCGCUUCCAGUUUUCUUGGAAUUGGACCUUGCAGUCCUGUUACCAGCUGGGAUUAUCUCAUACCCCAAAUGCAACAGCUGAGUAUGUACCGAAGCGAUUUCCUACCUAUGUCCAACUAUCUUCAACCUUCCGUCUUGACCGGAGUUAUAUCUAAUGGGUUUCUACAUCAACAUGCAAUGUCUGAUCACCAAGACAAAGGAAAAGUUGAGGCUGCAUGUAUCUCCCCUCCCAGAGCAGUAAAGCCAGCAGAGUACUUAAAGGCAAAUGGAAAUCUCAGUCGACCUGGAGAACCUUCUUUGUAUCAAAUCCUCGCAUUGGACGUAAUGAGAGAUCCAGACAGCCGGACGGCCAAGCGUGAAAUUCAUUUUGAAAUAACACAUGAGGAGAGGGAAGAAAAAGUUAUCAUUCUCCUUGGUGCCACUGGAGCAGGUAAGAGCACUCUGGUGAACGCACUUUUCAAUCAGUUUUACGGAGUGCAGUGGGAGGACCCCUUCCGCCUGGAAUUGAUCCCAGACACUGAAAAUGAAAAACCCAAGGCCCAGAGUCAGACGUCCUGGAUCACAGCCUACACCUUUCCCUGGCAAGAGGGAUGCGAAGCACCCUACAACCUCACUGUAGUAGACACUCCCGGAUUUUGUGAUACUAAGGGAUUAAUGGAUGACAACAGCACCAUGACCCAACUACAUAACUUAUUCGCCAAAAAAAAAGCAGAAGGUCUGAGUCACAUUAAUGGCAUUGGCUUCGUGCUUCAGUCCUCCAACGCCAGGUUGACCCCAACUGAUAAAUAUAUAUUCGACUCUAUUCUAUCUGUCUUUGGAAGUGAUGUCGUCAACAACAUUUACCUAAUGAUUACAUUCGCUGACAGCAAGACUCCUCCAGUUCUCCAAGCAGUAACAGAAGGGAAAGUACCUUUUGUGGAUUACUUUUGUUUCAACAAUUCAGCUUUGUUCGCACCCAAUGAGGAGAGCAAAUCUAGGGAUAAUCAGUUUAGUUCCAUGUUUUGGAAACUUGGAAAGAAAAAUUUUUCAGACUUCUUCCUCAAGUUCCAGAAAUCCAAACCUGUAAGUGUACAGCUGAGCAACCAAGUCCUGAGAGAGGGGCAAGCUCUUGAAGCGACUAUCCAGGGGAUACAGACUCGAAUUCAAGACGAACUGAACACACUGAAUGCUAUCAGAAAGGAAACAGCCAUGGUGGAACAAAGAAAGGCAGAAGUAAAUGCCAACAAAAACUUCAUUUACGACGCACAGGUGACGAAGCAAAGGAGGAUUAAACUGAUGGAGGGGGAGUAUGUCACGAAUUGCCUCAAUUGCAAUUUUACAUGUCACUAUCCAUGCGUGGAGUCGAAGGAGCGGAAAGGGGAUUGUGACGUGGUGGACCCCAGUACAGGUGAUUGCACAGUGUGUCCUUUCAAGUGUCACUGGAAGAAACAUGUGAGCAGUCAGUAUCGAUAUGAGACGUAUGUUAGUACUGAAAAGAAGACCCUGGAAGAUCUAAAACUGGCAUAUGGGAACGGAAUUCAUGGAAAAUUGACUGCGGAGAAAUUAGUGGAAGCCUCCAAGCGGAAGUGCGCAGAAGUCCGAUCAGAGGUCAUGGAUGUUUUAAGGGAAGCCCAUCAGAAACUCUCCAUAUUGGAUGAGAUUGCCUUGAAAGAGAGUCCCAUGACCAUCACAGACUAUAUUGACAUGUUAACGGCAUCAGAAAAGUUUCAAAUGAAGCCUGGCUGGGAAGAGAGGAUCCAAAUUCUACAAGAAAUUCGUAUGGAUGAGGGACUGGAAAGAACUCGAGAGGACGGAACUCGUUUCCAGGGAGAGGAAAAGGUCGCCAACAAUUUAGCUAUUUUCUCAUCAUUCGACGAAUUUCAGAAGGCUCAGCAUCAUCAUGUCACUAAUGACGAGUCCACUGGCAACGAUCCGCAAGAAAGGCAUGUUUUCUAUGCUCAAACCAUUGGUGAAAGGAAUCCUGAUGCUCCUCCCACAAGAUCGAUUUCCUCUCCGAUUGAACAUCCUCCUGUGGCUCGUCCAAGAAAACAAGUAGGAACGAUAAAACACGGCGCACAAGACCGCCCUUCAAGUUCAGAUAAUAGGCUCCGCACUGAUGAAGUUAAUUCAGAGGCUGACGACGCGCCACCGAUAGCAUUCACAGCACCCCUUAAGUCGUUCACCGAAAGAGGGACUAAUAUCAACCCACAGGAUGAAGCAGAUCCAGGCAUGGUGAAGCCACAAAACUCCCCUGCUAUAGGCGGCCCUUCAAAACAGUCAAACAAAAAGGAUUCAUCAAUUACUGAUUACAUCAAGAACUGGAUGGGGGAGCAAGGGAUUACAAGCAAGAAGGGAUCACAAGCAAGCGGCAGCCACUACGAGCAGCUAUAG